AUUUUGGAGGCCUCCCCUUUCUUGUUACCUUUGACCCACAUGAGGGUUGCCGAGAAAUUGUUAAACGGCAUUUUGCAUAGUGCAUCAUCCAAAAGAUUUAAGGUUACAGAGAUCUUUACAAGGAUCCAUCACGCCAGAUUACUUGUGCACUCUAAAGUUAGAAUACUCCAUUCGUUCACAAUGAGUCAAGGGGAAGAGGAAAAGAAAAAGCCUUUUAAAAGAUUGCCAACUUCAGUGGUACCAUCAAAUUAUGAAAUAAAGUUGCAACCAAAUCUUCAGGAUUUCAAGUUCAAAGGCAGUCAAAUAGUGGAUUUGGAGGUUAAAAACCAGAUAAAGCAAAUCACACUUAAUUCAGUUGACAUAGACAUUUCAGAAGCCUACUUGAAUGCUGAAGGGUCAGAUCUGAAGUCAUCAAAGAUAAGUUAUGAUACCGUAGCUGAAACUGCCACUAUCUCAUUUCCUUCACCUAUUCCUAAUGGAAAUGCUAAAUUAAUUUUGAAUUUCACUGGAGAAUUGAAUGACAAGAUGAAAGGGUUUUAUCGCAGCAAGUACAAAGAUCUCAAUGGUGAAGAAAAAUAUUGUGCUGUUACUCAAUUUGAGGCAACAGAUGCAAGACGUGCUUUCCCUUGCUGGGAUGAGCCUGCAAUCAAAGCAACGUUUGACAUCAAACUGGUAGUACCAAAGACUGGUGUCGCUUUAUCCAAUAUGAAUAUAAUAGACGAAAGUGACUUUUCUGAGGAUGAAAACCUUAGAGUUUUGACAUUUGCAAGAACACCUGUCAUGUCAACAUAUUUGGUGGCAUUUGUGGUUGGUGAAUUUGACUAUGUUGAAGGUCACACAGAAGAUGGCAUUCAAGUGAGGGUUUAUACACCUCUUGGAAAGGCAGAGCAGGGUAGAUUUGGACUUGAGGUUGCAAUAAAGACUCUCCCAUUUUACAAAGAUUAUUUUGGAAUUGGUUAUCCUUUGCCCAAAAUGGAUCUUAUUGCUAUUCCAGACUUUGCGGCAGGUGCAAUGGAAAACUGGGGAUUGAUCACAUACAGAGAAACUGCAUUGCUUGUUGAUCCGGAACAAUCGUCAGCUGCCAUGAAGCAAUGGGUGGCUCUUGUUGUAGGACACGAGACGGCUCAUCAGUGGUUCGGAAAUCUUGUAUGUUAAGAAUGGUGGACACAUUUAUGGCUGAAUGAAGGCUUCGCAUCUUGGAUAGAGUACCUCUGCGUUGACCAUUGCUUCCCAGACUACGAUAUUUGGACUCAGUUUGUCACAAAUGAUUUUGUUCGGGCGCUGUCACUUGAUGCCCUAAAGAACAGUCAUCCGAUCGAGGUAGAAGUUGGCCAUCCUUCUGAAGUAGACGAAAUAUUCGAUGCCAUAUCAUACAGCAAAGGAGCUUCUGUAAUUCGUAUGUUGCACGAGUAUAUUGGAGAUGAGGAUUUCAAGACUGGUCUUCAUAACUAUCUCACAAAAUACCAAAACAAGAAUGCCCUUACUGACGACUUAUGGGAAAGUCUUGCUCAUGCUAGUAAGAAACCUGUUGGUGAUGUCAUGAAUACAUGGACGAAACAAAUGGGAUUCCCCGUCCUAACAGUUUCGAUGCAAAAGAAUGAAAAUCUAUGUAUUUUACAAGUUAGCCAAAAGAAGUUCACAGCAGAUGGCUCAGUUUCAGAAGAUGACGAAAAGUACAAAUGGCUGGUGCCUAUCACAGUUUGCACCAGUGACAACCCAGCAAAAGCGGCGGUUAAGACAUUGCUUACUGACAAAGAGAUGGUCAUCUUUGUCAAUAACGUACCAGAAGAUUCUUGGGUGAAACUCAAUCCUGGCCAAGUUUGUUUUUACAGGGUGAAUUAUGCAACUGAAAUGCUGGAUGCCCUCAUACCUGCCAUCAAAGACCAGUCAUUGCGGCCUAUUGAUCGACUUGGAAUUCAAAAUGACUUGUUUGCAUUGACACAAGCUGGAUUGAAGAGCACGGUCGAUUACCUUCACGUGGUUUCAGGAUUCGCCUCUGAGACGAACUAUACCGUCUGGAAUGACGUCAUUUCAAACUUGGGCAAACUGAGAAUUCUAUUUCAGUACACUCCUGCUAUCAAAAACUUCCAGAAUUUCUGCCUCAAGCUACUCACUCCUAUUAAUGGAACUGUUGGUUGGGAAAAGCAGCCUGGGGAAGGUCAUCUCACUGCAUUGCUGCGUAGCAUGGUAAUUGGAAUGCUUGGACGCAAUGGGCAUGAGCCAACCGUGAACGAAUGCAGAAAGAGAUUCGAAGAACACUGCGCAGGAACAAAUGAAAUACCGGCUGACCUUAGAGGAGCUGUUUAUGGGACUGUCAUUGCCAACGGAAAUGUCGGAGAUCUGGUUGCGAUGAUUGAACUGUACAGAAAAACGGAUCACCAGGAGGAAAAAGUCCGUUUGAUGAGGUGUAUGGGAGGAUCUGAGGAUAAAAUUAUGAUUGAGCGGGCAUUGUCUUUUGCUAUGUCGGAUGAUGUAAGGUCGCAGGACACAGUAUUUGCAAUCGCCGGCUGCACUGACAGUGUCCAAGGGCGUUGGCAGACGUGGCAGUUCGUUAAGGACAAUUGGGAGGAGCUUCACAAGAGAUAUCAAGGAGGAUUUCUGCUUGGCCGUCUCAUCAAGUCAACGACAGAAAAUUUUGCAUCAGAAGACAUGGCAAAGGAUGUCGAGGAAUUUUUCAAGACUCACAGCGCGCCAGCGGCGGAAAGAACUAUCCAGCAGAGCUUGGAAGCAAUCCAUCUCAACAAGAACUGGCUAACUCGUGACGAGGACUCUGUCAAAAAAUGGUUAGAUGAGAAUAUCUAAUUAAAAGCCUAGAUCAAUAGUCGAUGUUGUGAUGUCUGUAUUAGAAAUGAAAUGAAAUACAAACAGCAUUGCA
Molecule: messenger RNA, 2875 nt
Organism: Rhopilema esculentum
Lineage: Eukaryota; Metazoa; Cnidaria; Scyphozoa; Rhizostomeae; Rhizostomatidae
Product: puromycin-sensitive aminopeptidase-like
Biological process (GO): peptide catabolic process; proteolysis
Cellular component (GO): membrane; cytoplasm
Molecular function (GO): zinc ion binding; metalloaminopeptidase activity; peptide binding
Source: RefSeq, a predicted model, not a curated record